GAUCUUCAGGGAAGGAGGUGACUUGUGCCGGACCCCUGCGCUCGUUUAUUCCUCGUCUGCGUUUAGUAUUUCAUCUCUAUUAAUAGCGCGGCCCCCCGUCCGCCGCUGGGACUGCACACGCGGCUCCUCAGCAGGACUCAAAUAUCAAGUUGGACUCCAGAAUGGAGGAGUCGCUCUGACAGAAGAAGCGUGCUGCAGGUUUUUGAAGGGUGGAAAAAAAAAGCCUCCGCUCCUCCUCCUUCCUGCUAGUGUGCCCUUCCUCUGGAGGAAAAGGGGCAGACGCUGCGCUCUGUGGCGACGGUGCAUCACCGGCGCUCACGGCGGACUCCGAAAAAAUCUUUGCAGACGGCUCCGCGACCACAUCCUGAAGCUUCCUGGAGUUUGAGGCAAACAUGUCGCCGUUUCUACGGAUUGGCUUCUCCAACUUUGAGAUCGAUCCAGGUUUGGCCUACUAUGAGGAGGUGCUGAACCCGUACUGCGCCGUCUACAUGAAGGAGGCCAUCGAAACCGAGAAAGGUCAGAUCUACAAGCAGAAGAAGCCGACCAUGUACCCGCCGUGGAGCACCACGUUCGAUGCCCACGUGCACCGCGGACGCAUCAUGCACGUGAUGGUGAAGGACCGGACGGCGGAGCUGAAGUCGGAGGCCACCGUGCCGCUGGAUUCGCUGGCAACGCGAUGCAAGAAGGAAAACGGGAAGCUGGAGAUCUGGCUGGAGAUGAAGCCUCAGGGCCGUCUGCUGAUGGAGGCUCGAUAUUUUCUGGAGAAAAGCGACGCCGUGGGUCAGACCGCGCCCAACCAGGUGGCCGAGCAGGAAAGUCUGUUCACCCUCCAUCAGCGGCGCGGCGCCUUCAAACAGGCCAAAGUUCACGUGGUCAAGUGCCACGAGUUCAGCGCCACCUUCUUCCCUCAGCCCACCUUCUGCUCCGUCUGCAAAGAGUUCGUCUGGGGCCUCAACAAGCAGGGCUACCAGUGCAGACAGUGCAACGCGGCGAUCCACAAGAAAUGCAUCGACAAGGUCAUCGCCAAGUGCACGGGCUCAGCCGUGAACAGCAAGGAGACGAUGAUCCACAAGGAGCGCUUCAAGAUCGACAUGCCGCACAGGUUCAAGGUGUACAACUACAAGAGCCCCACCUUCUGUGAGCACUGCGGCACGCUGCUGUGGGGGCUCGCCAAGCAGGGCCUGAAAUGUGAGGAGUGCAGCAUGAACGUCCACCACAAAUGCCAGAAGAAAGUCGCCAACCUGUGUGGCGUCAACCAGAAGCUGAUGGCGGAAGCUCUGGCCGUCAUCGAGAUCAAGCAGCAGGCGAAGACUGGCAGAGAGAGUGAAGUCUACGUUCGAGAAGGCCCGGUCGGUAUCGGCCAGCCGGGCGUGGUCCGAGCUCCGUCCGGGUUGGUUAUGGGUUUACCGGCCUCGGCAAUGCCUGCGACCAAAGAUGUGCAGGGCGUGGCGUGGGAAGGACCGGUCUCUGAGGCGGAGACGGAAGAGCCGCUGUACGCGGUUCCCAAGAAGGACCAUCAGCUCAAAUUCGCCAUCGAGGACUUCGUCCUCCACAAGAUGCUCGGCAAAGGCAGCUUCGGAAAGGUGUUUCUGGCUGAGCUGAAGCGGAGCGGACAGUUCUUUGCGAUCAAAGCUCUGAAGAAAGACGUGGUCCUGAUGGACGACGACGUGGAGUGCACCAUGGUGGAGAGGAGGGUGCUGUCUCUGGCCUGGGAGAAUCCUUUCCUCACGCAUCUUUACUGCACCUUCCAGACGAAGGAAAACCUCUUCUUUGUCAUGGAGUAUCUGAAUGGAGGAGAUCUGAUGUUCCACAUCCAGAGCUGCCACAAGUUUGAUCUGCACAGAGCCACCUUCUACGCCGCAGAGAUCAUCUGUGGGCUGCAGUUCCUGCACGCCAAAGGCAUCGUUUACAGGGAUCUGAAGCUGGACAACGUGCUGCUGGACUCGGACGGCCACAUCAAGAUCGCAGACUUCGGGAUGUGCAAGGAGAACGUGCUGGACGCCUCUCGGACCUCCACCUUCUGCGGGACGCCAGACUACAUCGCGCCAGAAAUCCUGCUGGGUCAGAGGUACAACAGCUCCGUGGACUGGUGGUCGUUCGGGGUGCUGCUGUACGAGAUGCUGAUCGGUCAGUCGCCGUUCCACGGCCGCGAUGAGGAGGAGCUGUUUCAGUCCAUACGAACAGACACGCCCAUUUACCCCACCUGGCUCACCAAGGCUUCCAAAGACCUUCUGGUCAAGCUGUUUGUGAGAGAACCAGAGGAGCGGCUCGGCAUGAAGGGGAACAUCCGGCAGCACAGCUUCUUCAGCGCCACAGACUGGGACGCCCUGGAGCAGCGCAAGGUGGCGCCGCCCUUCAGACCGACUCUGACGUCGCCCAGCGACUGCAGCAACUUCGACAAAGAGUUCAUCAACGAGAAGCCGCGGCUUUCCUGCGCCGACCGCACGCUCAUCAACAGCGUGGACCAGACCAUGUUCAGGAACUUCUCCUUCGUCAACCCCGGCAUGACCCGCAUGGCGGCGCGCUGAGCGCCAACAGACUCUGAACCUCAAACCCGGACGGACUCCAACGCAGAACGGAGGAGGAGCGUCUGACCCGACAAACCCGUAAAGACUGUACAUAGGUGUAUCUCUGUGGCUGUGGUGUAGUGACCUGUGAAAACCGUUUACACUCAUUUCAUCCCAACAAUAAAAAACGUCACUCGA
Oryzias latipes (Japanese medaka) is the source of this 2705-nucleotide messenger RNA. NCBI's taxonomy places the organism in Eukaryota, Metazoa, Chordata, Actinopteri, Beloniformes, Adrianichthyidae. The record is from RefSeq and is a predicted model, not a curated record.